Messenger RNA from Lotus japonicus, 1239 nucleotides. RefSeq names its product CRIB domain-containing protein RIC4. The coding region runs from base 176 to 709 and encodes 177 amino acids. The record is from RefSeq and is a predicted model, not a curated record. NCBI's taxonomy places the organism in Eukaryota, Viridiplantae, Streptophyta, Magnoliopsida, Fabales, Fabaceae. The transcript is spliced from 3 exons.
UUCAAAGAAAAUGAAGUUAAGGGAAAGGAAGUACCCAUGUGAGUGUCUUAUAUUAUAUUAUAACAACAAGAACAACGCUAGCUAUAUAUUCUAGUUGUGAAAACUUAGCUCAAGGUUCCAUUAUUUUUGCUAGUUCAAGUUCCAAUUCCAAAUUGAUAUUCACCCCUUAGCAAGAAUGAGACAAAGAAUGGAAAGGCUUGUCAUUCUUCCUUUCUCUGCUGGUUGCAUCUCUGAGGCCAGUGUUGCUGUAGGUGUUCCCCAGCCAAGAAGAUCAAAAUCAGACACCAACACACAACAAGAUUCAAUAAAAGGAUCUAAAGGCGUUGAGGAUUCAGAGACUUUGUCCGGUGAAAGCAUGAAAAACUCGUUGAGGUUCCUUGACGUUGUUCCAAAGCCUAACCUUUCCACCGGUUUCAAUAGGCUGUUCAAGGGUUUCAAGAACUUUUCUCAAUUGUUUGUGGAGAAAGAAGAGGAGUUGGAAGAACUUGAAAUGGACAUAGAAAUAGGGUGCCCAACAGAUGUGCAACAUGUGGCACACAUUGGUUGGGAUGGUAUCACAGCUACUGCUGACCCCAUCAGCAACAGGGGAUGGAACUCUUUCCUUCCUCCUGAGCUGCUCUCUCUAUCAUCUCAAUCUUUAGGGCAGCAAGAGGUCUCUAAUUUGGACUCAAAAGAUGAAGCAUCAUCACUCCAGAAGCAUCCUAAUUAAUUGAAGUUUUCAUUUUAAUAUUUGAUGCAAGCAUGAUUUGGUUGUUGAGGAUAUAUAUAUACAUACAUAUAUAAAUAUAUUAUGGUGAGUUGCAUUUGUAAUCAUGCUCUUCAUGAUUAAGUUUCUAUGUAAAUGUAUAAUUACUCCAUGAUGAUGAGCGUCUCUCAAUUUGUAAUUUAUCUAGCUACUCUUUUAAUCUCUCUAAGGUACUUUUUAAGCUAAGAUUGGACUAUUUUAUUGAUACACACGUUGCAGAGAGAAUAAGGCCAUGUUUGUAGGUUGAAUUUUGGAAGAGAGAAGGAAAAUAGAAGGCUCAUGAGAAGUCCUCACAUUGUUUGAGACCUUUUAAAGAGGAAGAAGGGUUUGAAGAAUUCAUGAAAACCUCCAAAAAUCCUCCUUCAAUUAUUUUGUUGAGUUUCCCUAAAUGUAGGGGGGUUGUAAAAUUGAAACUAGGGGGAGGGCCCUUCCUCCUCCCCUACCCUAAAAUCUCCUAAACAACCCCUCAAAGUGAUAUGCUAUUUGUACUAUUU